This is a messenger RNA of Impatiens glandulifera, 1611 nucleotides long. Its product is annotated as pentatricopeptide repeat-containing protein At2g20710, mitochondrial-like. Gene Ontology annotation, molecular function: protein binding. Bases 45 to 1481 code for a protein of 478 amino acids. Lineage: Eukaryota; Viridiplantae; Streptophyta; Magnoliopsida; Ericales; Balsaminaceae. Gene Ontology annotation, cellular component: mitochondrion. The record is from RefSeq and is a predicted model, not a curated record. The transcript is spliced from 2 exons.
UAAACCCUUCCCUGCUCCCAACUGACGUUCAAUCUCUCUGCGGCAUGAUGAUGAAGCUUCUCCAGCUUUGUGUGUCAAGAACCUGCUUUAAUGGCUCUACGAAUUCAAGGGUUUUGAGCAGCUUCACUUAUUCCUUAAAUCAUAACACUUCCAUGAGUUCUUUGGCUGCAAAAAACACACUUUACAGUAGACUAAUGCCACAUGGAAAUCCAACCGAUUCCAUGAAUCCCAUUCUCGAUCAAUGGGUUAGUGAAGGAAAUCCAAUAGAGAAAAACGAGUUCAUUCAGAUCAUCAAACUACUCAGAAAAUACCGCCGCUACGGUCACGCUCUCCAGGUACUUGAUUGGAUUCGCAAGGAAAAACAUUUUGAACUAUCGGCUGCUGAAUAUGCAGUUCGUCUUGACAUUAUGAGUAAGCUUCACGGACCUGAACAAGCAGAGAAUUAUUUUGAUAACGAUAUUCCACUGUCUUUCAAAGGUUUAGCCGUUUAUGGGUCUCUUUUAAACUGUUAUGCCCAUGCCAAGUUGGUAGAUAAGGCCGAAACCCUAAUGCAGAAAAUGAGGGAAUUGGGUUAUUUAGAAAAUUCUCUUCCUUACAAUGUUAUGAUGACACUCUAUAGUAGCUUGGGAAAACACGAAAACCUUGACUUGUUAUUGAAAGAGAUGGAAGAAAAGGGCAUCCGUUUCAGCAAAUUCACCUUCACCAUUCGAUUAAACGCGUAUGCAUUGGCUGCUGAUAUCUCAGGAAUGGAAACUUUCUUCAAGAAAAUCGAGACGGAUCAUCCAACUGUUAUAGACUGUCAUACAUAUCUCGUGACGGCAAAUGGUUACUCGAGAGCUGGUAAUGUGGAGAAAACUAAGGAAAUGCUAAGAAAAGUUGAACAAUUAGCUAAAGGAGGACAGAUUCUCAAGAAAAAGAAAGCUUAUGAAAUAGUUCUCUCUAUGUAUGCUAGUAUUGGCGACAAAACAGGGCUGUCUCGAGUUUGGAACUUGUUUAAACAAUCGGGACAGAUUCAAAACAUGAGUUAUCUUACUAUGAUAAGCUCAUUGUUGAAACUCGAUGAUAUUGUUGGUGCAGAGGAGAUUUAUAGAGAAUGGGAGAACACGAAAACAUUCUUCGACCCUCGAGUUCUAAACACGCUUAUAAAUGGGUAUUGUAAGAAGGGUAUGAUGGGAAAGGCUAAAGAAUUAUUAGAUAGACUGAUACAGAACAAUGAGGAGAUAAAUGUCAGUACAUGGGAUCAUAUGGCAACUGGUUAUUAUCAAGCUGGUCAAAUGGAAGAGGCGGUUGAGGCGACAAAGAAGAUACUUCAGGUCAGCCGAUCGAGCUGGAAACCUAAUGUUAGUACUCUAGCUGCUUGUGUCGAUUAUUUGAAAGGAAAGGAAGGUGCAAAGGAGUUUGAAGAACUGUUAAGAAAUAAAGAUCACAUUCCAUCAGAAUUGUGUGAUAGAUUAUCAAGUGGAUCAAUAGAUGGGAUUUGAUAGGAGCCCAAUGGGACUAAUGUAAGUUUCAAUAGCAAUGUUUAAGAAAUCAUUUUAGGAUUUAUGUGUUAAAUCUGACAUAUCUGACAGUUUUUUUUUCAAAGGGUCUAUGGUGAUGCAUUAUUUCUUU